Messenger RNA from Iphiclides podalirius (scarce swallowtail), 1449 nucleotides. The record is from the annotation of a GenBank genome assembly. NCBI's taxonomy places the organism in Eukaryota, Metazoa, Arthropoda, Insecta, Lepidoptera, Papilionidae.
AUGGCGGAAGUUAUUGUUAAGAAACGAAAGCUUUCUACUGAAAAUGGCACUGAUUUCUCAGAACCUUUAUCAAAGACUAUACAUAUUCAAUGUCCCUAUUUGGAUACAAUCAAUAGACAUGUUCUUGAUUUUGACUUCGAAAAAUUGUGUUCAGUAUCAUUGACUAGAAUCAAUGUUUAUGCAUGUCUUGUUUGUGGAAAAUACUUUCAGGGAAGGGGAACUAAUACACAUGCAUAUACACAUUCAGUGGCUGACGGUCAUCAUGUGUUUCUUAACCUCCACACUCUAAAAUUUUAUUGUUUACCCGAUAAUUAUGAAGUUAUAGACUCUUCGUUAAAUGACAUCAAGUACGUUCUGAACCCAAUUUUCACACCAGAACAGAUAAAACAACUAGACACAAACACAAAAAUGUCUAGAGCCAUUGAUGGUACUAUGUAUAUGCCAGGUAUUGUGGGUCUUAAUAAUAUUAAAGCCAAUGACUAUUGCAAUGUCAUUUUACAGUGUUUGUCACAAGUAAGACCACUCCGUAAUUAUUUUUUGCGUGAAGAAAAUUAUGCGAAUAUAAAAAGACCACCAGGGGAUUCAUCUUUCUUAUUGGUACAAAGAUUUGGUGAACUUUUGAGGAAGUUGUGGAACCCUCGAGCCUUUAAAGCACAUGUUUCACCCCAUGAAAUGCUACAAGCUGUUGUGCUUUGGUCAAAGAAAAGAUUUCAGUUCAUCAAACAAAGUGAUCCAAUUGACUUCAUGUCAUGGUUUCUUAAUUCUCUUCAUAUGGCACUGAAUGGUACAAAAAAAUCCAACAGUUCCAUAAUCUAUAAAUCAUUUCUUGGACAUAUGAGAAUAUAUACCAGAAAACUGCCACCGCCUGACGCUGAUGAUGCUGCUAAAGUGGACCUUAGCAGUGAAGAUUAUGCUGAAAUGAUCACUGAGUCUCCAUUUUUGUAUUUAACUUGUGAUCUACCACCAACACCACUGUUUACUGAUGAAUUUAGAGAGAACAUUAUUCCUCAGGUAAAUCUGUACCAAUUACUUUCAAAGUUUAAUGGUCAAACAUCAAAAGAAUAUAAAACCUAUAAGGAAAAUUUCCUAAAGCGCUUUGAAAUAACGCAAUUGCCUCCAUAUUUAAUAUUGUAUAUUAAAAGGUUCACGAAAAACACCUUCUUUGUUGAGAAAAACCCAACUGUGGUCAAUUUUCCCGUGAAAAAUGUUGAUUUUGGUGAUAUUCUUACACCAGAAAUAAAAGCAAAACACAAUGGGAAAACAAUUUACGAGUUAGUAGGAAAUAUUGUUCAUGAUGGUACACCAGAGAAGGGUACUUACAGAGCGCACGUGUUACAUACGCCUACGCAGCAAUGGUAUGAAAUGCAAGAUCUUCAUGUUACCAGCAUAUUACCUCAGAUGAUUACUUUAACAGAAGCUUAUAUACAAAUAUAUGAAUUGAAGCAGGAC